Molecule: messenger RNA, 834 nt
Organism: Pseudocercospora fijiensis CIRAD86
Lineage: Eukaryota; Fungi; Ascomycota; Dothideomycetes; Mycosphaerellales; Mycosphaerellaceae
Exons: 9
Coding region: 1-834 (277 amino acids)
Source: RefSeq, a predicted model, not a curated record
AUGCGCACGCACCAGCCGCUCAUGACAUCGAUGAGGACGACGGCGUUUGUCCAGACCCAAGUCGGCACUCGUCAUCAGAAGUGCGAGUCACAACCUGGGAUUGGAAGCUUGGUAGGAACUUGCGGACGAAUGGGUCAAGCAGUGCCAAUGAUCAAGACACCGCGGCAGGGUGAACGAAUUCACUCCGGACGAAUCUCGUUGGCAGGACUGACUGUAUGCUAUCUUCAGGCACGUCUUUUAUUCAUCAAUCCACCACAUUCUGUCCGCACGAUAGCGGUCCGAUGCACAGAUGCCCGCCUCAAGCUUUUCCUCGGCCUGCUUUUACCCUCGUCGCUCUACAGGUCCGGUGAUGAUUGCUUCUUCUUGGGACCGCAGGCGCAGCAAGAGCUGCCGUUCGAGAACGAUAUUAUGCUCGAUACCUUCAAGGCUGUCAUCUGGACGGCAGGCGACGAAGAUAUACACGACGCCCGCAAGCUUGGCUCGGGACCUGGAAACGAUGCCCACCCGAAGAGGUACAAAAUCGCCGCGUCGCUUCAAGCAGCUACAGUACAUCAAUGGCUGACAAGCAUCCCAGAUUCUGCCGCCCACCAAGCACGAAAGUCUCACUGUCACCUAUGCGCGCGGAGAUCUUUCCAUGAGAUGUGUGCCCAAGAUAUGUUUCGGAUGGGCGAACCUAAAUUACACCACGCCCAAGACACGGCCCGGCGUCAUGCCCUUGGUUACUUCCCCGAGCCCCAGCUGGCUGCCCGAGCCCCAGUAGAUUACAGGAUUACGGAAUCGGCUGCUCCUUACAAAAUCGCCCGGGCAACCAAACAUGAAGCCAAAGAUUGUUAG